This is a messenger RNA of Choloepus didactylus (southern two-toed sloth), 945 nucleotides long. RefSeq names its product olfactory receptor 1Q1-like. Gene Ontology annotation, molecular function: olfactory receptor activity; G protein-coupled receptor activity. The coding region runs from base 1 to 945 and encodes 314 amino acids. Gene Ontology annotation, biological process: G protein-coupled receptor signaling pathway. The transcript has a single exon. Lineage: Eukaryota; Metazoa; Chordata; Mammalia; Pilosa; Megalonychidae. The record is from RefSeq and is a predicted model, not a curated record. Gene Ontology annotation, cellular component: membrane.
AUGGACCAAACCAACAGGACAAGUGUAUCCCAUUUUGUUCUCUUGGGCAUUUCUACCUAUCCAGAAGAGCAGAUCCCAUUCUUCCUUCUUUUUCUACUCAUGUAUGCCAUCAAUAUUUCAGGGAACUUUGUCAUCAUUACACUGAUUAUCUCUGAUGCUCACCUCCAUAUCCCCAUGUACAUCUUCCUCAGUAACCUGGCCUUGGCAGAUAUCUGCUUCACCUCCACCACAGUCCCCAAGAUGCUACAAAACAUCUUCUCUCCUACAAAGGCCAUAUCUUAUAUGGGCUGCCUAGCCCAGACUUAUUUCUUCAUUUGCUUUGCAGCAAUGGAAAACUUCCUCCUGGCUGUGAUGGCCUAUGACAGGUACAUAGCCAUCUGCCACCCUUUCCACUACCCUAUGAUUCUGACCAGAAUUCGGUGUGCACAGAUAGUGGGUGUGUGCCAUGUCCUCUCCCACCUUCAUGCCUUGCUGCACACCCUUCUCAUGGGCCGCCUGGUCUUCUGUGAAGAAAACAGGAUCCUGCACUUCUUCUGUGACCUCUACCCUCUGAUGCAGAUCUCCUGUUCCAGCACCCGCCUCAACACUCUGAUGAUUCACACAGAAGGUGUUAUUGUCAUUAACGUAGCGUUGGCCUUCAUCAUUGCUUCUUAUGCCUGCAUCAUUUCAGUAGUUGUCCAGAUCCCCUCAGCCAAGGGGAAAUGGAGAACGUUUUCUACCUGUGGCUCCCACCUCACUGUGGUGGCUAUAUUCUAUGGCACCCUUACAUGGGUCUACUUCCGGCCCCUUUCCACCUAUUCAGUAAUCAAAGGUCGCAUAGUAACAGUCAUGUACACAGUGCUAACCCCCAUGCUGAACCCCUUCAUCUACAGCCUCAGGAAUGCAGAUGUCAAGGGAGCCUUCAGAAAAUGGAUGAGCAGAAUAAGGACUUCUUUCUUUGGAUAA